AUGGCUUCUCACAAGAUCAUGCAACUCCUGGCCAAGAAACAAAAGCAGACUCAUCCCAUUCCCCUAUGGAUUCGAAUGAAAACUGGUAACAAAAUCAGGUACAAUUCCAAGAGAAGACAUUGGAGAAAAACCAAGCUGGGUCCAUAA
Molecule: messenger RNA, 147 nt
Organism: Vicugna pacos (alpaca)
Lineage: Eukaryota; Metazoa; Chordata; Mammalia; Artiodactyla; Camelidae
Product: large ribosomal subunit protein eL39-like
Biological process (GO): translation
Cellular component (GO): ribosome; cytosolic large ribosomal subunit
Molecular function (GO): structural constituent of ribosome
Source: RefSeq, a predicted model, not a curated record